GUUAUUCGUUACUGGUUGCCCAAUUCCCAAACUAUCGUGCGCUCUCGUGUCGGUCGUUUCGUCACAUCGAAUAUUUCGUGUCUGUGUUAUGAAACCAGAAACACAUUCCACAGCUGCAACUGAUAACGUUACACGGACUGACAGUCACACAGAGCACUUUCUAUUAUUCGGAUCGACGGUGUUAUUGUAGCGCAAUAUUAUUGUGAUUGUCCACUGAUUUCGUUCAGAAAUUGAUUACGGUCGUCGGACGUCGAUGGUCGAGAAGUAAGAACUCUGUGUGGUUUAUUCCGUUCUUCGAAGUCCAUCAUUCACUGGGAGUCAAUCGCUGGACGAGGCGGUGGUUCGGAGAAGGAUAUCGAGAAGUAUACAGGGCUUUGGGGACAAGCAUCACAUCAGCUGCUGGUCAUAGUACGGUUGGCGCUUCGCUCGAUUGUUAUAUUCAAGAAACGAUGACUGAUCAAAAUGAAACAGACAAUGAAGACUGGAAGGAAAAGUACAAAGCACUGGAAAAAGAAUACGAUGAUUUUCGGGAACAGUCUCAGUCUCUAGAACGUGAAUUGGAAAUGGAUGUCGAGGCGCUGGAGAAAAAUAACAAGGAGCUCAAAUCAAAAAACAAUCAAUUACAAUUUGAUCUCGAUACAUUAAGGACUAAAAACCGUGAAGAGCAGCAAAAUCUUAUGAACCAAAUACAUAGUUUACAAGAUGAGGCAAUCCAUUUUCACGAAAGAGAAACAAACUAUGUAAAAUACAUCAGAGAAUUGGAACAGAAAACUGAAGACUUAGAAAAGUCACAAAGAGAAACUUGUGCAUCUUUAGGAGACUUUGAAACUAAAAUGAAUGAUGCAAUUGAACGAAAUGCACUCCUUGAAGUAGAACUUGAUGAAAAAGAAAGUUUGCAAGCAAUGGUUCAAAGGUUAAAAGAUGAAAUUAGUGAACUGAAACAAGAAAUUCAGAGUAAAGAGCGCAAAUUGAAUCCUGAAAUGAAUGAAUCUCAAGCUGCAGCCGCUGUCAGGCGGUGUAGCAGCUUUAGGGCAGCAGUAGACAAUAGACUGUCAUCUUCAGCAGAUAACACGCCUAAAAGUCAUUCAAAAAGUUUAAGUGGAAAUGUUGUAUUUCAUUCACCACCCACCAAAUUAGCUAGAGUUGGCGAUAUUGUUGGAGAUCUGAUGAGAAAAGUACAUGUUCUCGAACUUAAACUAGUGGAAGCCAAGCAAAUUAAUGGAGCUAAAACUCAGAACUGCCCAUUCUAACAAAAAGCUUUGAGGCAGACCACACAAAUGGUUCGCCUUCUGUAGCUGAAUCCUGUAUACUUUAUAUGCUGCUGAGAAUCCUUGAGUUUUAUAUGUGUAUCUGCUCUCUGAAAUGCAUUAUCCUAUUGACCUAGGGCGACUGUUUCGUAUGUUGAAGUCGCUAAAAUACUAUUUUCUCGUUUCCUGAUGACACAUUUGAAAUGUUAUAAUUUUUCACAACACAAAUGCAAUGUAAAGUUUCUUUUUAUUUAAUUAUAAAUUAUUUAUAUACAUGAUAUAAGUACAUAAUUACAUUACAAGUAAACUUAUGACAAAAAAGUUUUAUUUUAAUUUUAUUUACUUAUAGAUUAGUAUUAAAUAAGGCCUUAACAACGAAACAUGGACCCUUCUUUUGUAGAAAGACAGACAAUAAUAUGUUUGUACAAAUAUUUAUGAUAUUAUGCACAUAAGAUUAUUUUUAAAUCACAUAUGUUUAUGUAUAAAACAAUAAUGUAUUACAAAAAUAUAUUUACCCAAUAAAAAAAAAUGUAUAUAUUAAAGAAAAAAAAUUGUAUAAAUGAAAAUCAAAGUUGUACAUUUUUUCUUUGUUAGCUACAUUUUUACAAUUUAUGAGAAUGUUGACUAGACUAAUUCACUUAAAAAUUAAAACAAAUAAAAAUCAUCGUAAACAAAUACACCUCCUUAUUGUGGUGCGAGUCAAAUGCCUUUAUUUGACCGAAAGAGUUUUGGGACUUGAGGGGAAUUUUACUUGAAAACCGGGUAAUUUAGAAUAAAUAUAUAAAAGAUGAUAAUAAUAUUAUAUACAUUGUAAUGUCGGCGUAUCGAGUGUGUAACGUAUUGAUCUAUCGAGAGAUAUACGUUUAUAAAUUCUUAACCAUAACAACAUUAACAACCAAUUACGAGCUGCAUGAUGAGAUAUUUGAAUAUAAUAUAUACUUA
Messenger RNA from Metopolophium dirhodum (rose-grain aphid), 2189 nucleotides. RefSeq names its product nuclear distribution protein nudE homolog 1 (gene nudE). Gene Ontology annotation, cellular component: kinesin complex; centrosome; kinetochore. Gene Ontology annotation, molecular function: microtubule binding. Gene Ontology annotation, biological process: cell migration; establishment of mitotic spindle orientation; chromosome segregation. The record is from RefSeq and is a predicted model, not a curated record. NCBI's taxonomy places the organism in Eukaryota, Metazoa, Arthropoda, Insecta, Hemiptera, Aphididae.